CAACCAAUCAGCGGCGGCUCGGCGGCGGAGGUGUCACGUGGCUCCCCGGCAGCCAAUGAGCGGCGGGCGGCGGCGGCGCCAAGAUGGCGGACGAUAAGGACUCGCUGCCUAAGCUGAAGGACCUCGCCUUCCUGAAGGGGCAGCUGGAGAGCCUGCAGCGCAGGGUGGAGGACGAGGUGCAGGCCGGCGUGGGGCAGGACGGAUCGCUGCUGGCAUCGCCCUUGCUCAAAGGCUUCCUGGCGGGAUACCUGCUGGCCAAGCUCCGCUUCUCCGCCGUCCUGGGCUUCGUGGCCGGCACCUGCACCGGGAUUUACGCUGCCCAGAACUACGCCGUGCCCAACGUUGAGAAGACGAUUCGGGACUAUGUGAAUUCACUGAAAAAAGGUCGGGACUAGCGAGGAGGAGCCCGGAGGCAGUAGGGACUGCAGGAACGGUGCUCCUUAGGUAGCAGGCACAGAGCACCCCUAAGGCUCUAGGAGGCACAUAACCUGCACCCUUCUUUUCCCUGGAAAAGGUCUUUGCACCACGCCACUGCCACACGUCAGGGGGCUGGUGAUGGGUGUUGGUUGGGCAUCGUGGCAGCAGUGGUCACGGCACUAACCCACAGCGGCUCGAGAGCACUGAGGGGCUGCCAGCUGCCUUUUCCCCUUACCUUUGCCUGUGCCCCUGUGGACUGAGGGGCUGCUGUGCCCGGUCACCUGCGUGCCCUGCCACCAGCCCACGGUGUGCCCUGGCAAUGUGCUUUGCGUGGCUUCUCAGGAAGGCUUGUAGUUCUCAUCCUAACGAGAGACGGCACCCUGCUCUCCUGCUGCAUCACAAAUGUCGCAGGGAACAUCCUGCUUGAAUCAGGCUCAUUAAAUUCUUGGUAUUUGGUCU
Molecule: messenger RNA, 876 nt
Organism: Lonchura striata (white-rumped munia)
Lineage: Eukaryota; Metazoa; Chordata; Aves; Passeriformes; Estrildidae
Gene: SURMIR
Product: SLC35A4 upstream open reading frame protein
Source: RefSeq, a predicted model, not a curated record